CAGCAACCAUCAUAGUUUACAACAUGUCGACCGCCUGAGUCUGUAUUACGUUUUUCAAUUCCACUGUACCAGCACGUAUGCCAAAUGAAGGCGGUUGAAAUCAGUUAUUAAACAAAAGUGUUAAAGUUCAUACAGAAUGUAUUGCAACCAGAUAAAUAUAAGUUCGUUCAGUAGGUAGCAAUGGAAGCGCGGUUUGGAAAUUUAACCUUCACGUCAAAGUUUGAUUCUGGUAAUUUGGCCAGAGUGGAGAAAGUUUCUAAAGAAGAUGAUGAGGAGGUGUCCAAUGCAAAUGUUAAUUACUACCUUGGAGAUCUAAGACAUGAUGCAGAGUUUAAUCUGUGGACAAAACCUGACUGUGCUGGAUCCCCUGCAGAAAACAGUAACAGAUCCUGGUUCUACUUUGGAGUUCGUGGGUGGGUGCCCAAUCGGUUGAUUAAGUUCAACAUCAUGAAUAUGAAUCGACAGGGCAAGCUCUACGGUCAAGGUUACACUCCUUUAACGCGCCUUCUUCCUAGUCGACCCAAGUGGGAGCGCAUACGAGACAAACCAACAUUUGAGGUAAUAGACAACCAGUUCAUUCUGACCUUCACCUACCGAUUCCCCGACCUCAAGGGAGGGACAUGUUACUUUGCCUUCAGCUACCCAUGGUCAUACACAGAGUCACAGGAGCAGCUACAGAUCCUGGACAAGAGAUUUGAACACUGUCUCCACAUGUCCCCAGGCAGCCCACCAGAAAGACUUUACUACCAUCGAGAACUACUGUGCUACUCUCUGGACAAGCUACGUGUUGAUUUAUUGACUAUCACAUCCUGUCAUGGUAAUACAUUCUGUCGAGAAACUCGAUUUGACAAGCACCUGUUUCCAGAUCAAGACACUCCACGAUGCUACAAAUUCAAGGACAAAAGGGUAUUUCUUCUCAGCAGUAGAGUUCACCCAGGCGAGACACCAGGAAGCUUUGUGUUCAAUGGUUUCCUGGACUUUAUUUUGCGUGAAAAUGACCUCCGAGCAGCGCAGCUUCGACAGCAGUAUGUUUUCAAGCUGAUCCCCAUGUUAAAUCCUGAUGGGGUCAUGCGAGGUCACUAUCGAACAGACCAGCGAGGCAUGAACCUGAAUCGCAUGUACCUGGACCCUAGUCCUAUCCUUCACCCAUCUAUUUAUGCAGCCAAAAGCCUUCUUGUAUACCACCAUGUUAUGAAUCAGCUUCCUCGCCUUGGAGGAGAGCCUUUGAAAAUUCAUAUCAAUUUUCCAUGUGAUGAACAAAGUUCUGGUAAAGAUGGCCCUGGUGUCCCAAAUUCACCUCAAGAAAGAAGUGGCGGGGACCAAGAUGUUUUGCAAAGUGGUGAGCAUGAUAUCACUCUGUCCUCAGAUAGCCACAAGCAAACCACUAGGAGACAGAAUGAGACAAAGACGAAAUCAUAUCAGCAUCCUCUUGUGUCAGCCUCUUUGAAACAUGUGCCUGCCAUUCAGUCAAAUUCUGAAAAGUGGCUGGAAGCAAAUAUAGCAGGUGGCACUACCAGCUUGGAGCUGCUUUCCCAGCAGGAGUCAGCAAAGGUGGAGCCUCUCAAUCUUACUGACUUAUACAUGUCAGAUGAGUCUGCCAGUGACUCCUGCCCUCCAGCAGGUCUUGAAAACAAUCAGAUUUUUCAUGUGAGCUCAUCUAGCAGCAGCGUAGUCAGCCUUGACAAGCUUCACUUGCCAGCAACUGGCAUGGUCAAUGGCCAGGCUGAGAUGCAUCAUGUGGAUAGUGAGCUUUGCCUGCAUUUGUCAGAACUGAACAUGUCAGAAGAUUUAUGCAGUAACACCCUGGCUGAUGAUGCCUCUUUUGAUUCUGAUACAGAAGCAACAGAAAGGCUUGGAAAUGAAGGUUCUGAAGAUGAAGAAGCAUCUCCAGUAACAUUAGAAGGGCUGUCAGGAAACUGCUCGCCUCAUUUAUCGGAUGCUCAACUACUUGAAAUUCAUCCUCAUGACAGUGGUGUUGCCUUCUAUAUGGAUCUGCACGGACACGCGUCAAAACGAGGCUGCUUCAUCUAUGGGAAUUAUUUUGACAAUGAAGAUAUACAGUUAGAGAGCAUUCUGUAUGCUAAGCUUAUCGCCCUCAACUCAGCACACUUUGACUUUGGUGCCUGCAAUUUUUCGGAACGCAACAUGUAUCUCAAAGACAAACGAGAUGGAUUUUCCAAGGAAGGGAGUGGACGAGUGGCCAUCUACAAAGCCAUUGGCAUUAUUCACAGCUACACUUUGGAGUGUAAUUACAACAUGGGCCGCUUGGUCAAUUCAGUGCCCCCUGCCUUCAGAGAUGAUGGUCGGGCCACACCCCCUCCUCUGGCAGGGUUCCCACCAAAGUUCACUCAGGCUCAUUAUGAAGAGGUUGGGAGAGCUGUAGCUGUGGCAGUGCUGGACAUGAGAGAUACCAAUCCCUGGUCCCGAGUUAGUCUAUCCGAAUACAACAGCAUUCAUGGGCUCAGGGACUGGGUACGGCGGUAUUUACGCAGCUUGCGUGGUGGGCCAAGGAUUCCACGUAAUCCAUCACUGAAGAGCAUGAACAAGAAUGGCAACAAUGGUUUACCUGGGAAAAGUGACUUAACACCUGUCCAGAACACCACCAGAGUAUCCGCUGGUCGCGUUAUUGGCCUUGAUUCUAGCAGCCGUGCAAGUGCCAUUCGACAAACUUCACAGAAUAGCGCCACAACUGGCAGACGUGAACUGGCGCCAGUCAAAGAAGCCACCCGGAACACUACGUUCUCCAACAUGCGCACCCAGAUGAGACGCCACAGCAGUACUAGCAGCUCCCCUCCAAAACUGAGCUCCUUAAGUGGACCCUCCCUCCCUGUCCCCCCAGUACAGACGCAGGGCAACAGUGAGCAUUACUCUAUGAUGACGACCUCAUCCAUAGCUGCAGAUACAAAAGUGAUGCGACACUUUUCAGCAGACAGCAGUUUUCGGCUUCAUGGGGAAGAUAAAGUGCAGCAACUUAAAAACUGUGUAGCUAUAGCCAGACGCGGAGGACCUACAAGCCGAAUCCCUCUUCCCACCAGUCAGUCCCGUCUGACACUGACAGCACAGGCCAACUCUUUGUCCGAUGCUGGCUUGACAGUCAGAGUCUUAUCAAAGACUACAAUUCUGGGGCAAACACAAACUGGAACUUCCAAUUUGUCACCUGUCAGAGAGAAAUCAAACUUUGCUUUCAUGGAGUCAGCAGAUGCCUCCCUCAGCAGGACUUUGCCUGCCUCUCUACUGCAGUCCACCAUGCAGAACCAACCACUGGCCCAGGUUCACAUUGUGGGCUCCCAGAUGUUACAGGCAAGUGCACCACCUCCAUCUCCAACCCAUUCACAGGCUCAGGAGGCUCCGCAGCCUUCAAGGGCACUCAUGUCGCUGGCAGGUGCGCCAUCUCUCUCUUCAACUCACUCCUUGCUUCAUAAAGACCAGCUUCAGCCUCCAACAGGCCUCAAGUCUCUGACAGGCAUUGGAGAGUCCAAGAGCAAUAUGCCUAAGUCCCAGACGUCGCUAUUGGAAUGUAAGACGUCGUACACAAGUAGCAAGCCCCAAACCUGGGGUCGCUAAAGGUCAGAACAAGGGAGCUGUUAGUGGUGGUGGUGAUGUUGAGCCUGCUAAAUCACACAGGUGUAAACGUCGAGGCCCUCGUAAGCCCAUUGUAGUAAAUGAAGCACCUGUUGUGGUUUCAUCUAAGAUGACUGCUGUCCAGGAGGAAGAGAUGGGGCAAGUUUGCUUGUGUGGCCUUCCCUUCCUCCCCUUGUCUACAGCCCCCACCUGACUCUUACUUUGCCAGUCGGCGCCCCUCAUCAUUGUACGCCUUUGCCUCUACAUUGCCAGUUUAUUUAUCUGCCCUUUGUCCCUGACCUCGCCUCAUCUUCUUCAUGGAUUGAUUGGCAGUUUACCAAUCAGUUACAGAUUUGUAUUGCUAGCGUCAUUUUGAUGGUUAGUAUUCACAUGAUGCUGUCUUGGAUAUUUCAGUUCUUGGAUUUAAAGAAAAUACUAAUGUAGGACAAAUAUUGACAUAGGGCAAGUACUGAUAUAGGACAAAGUUCACAAAGAGUUGAAGAGGAAAAAGCAUUUUACUUUUUUUUUUGUCCUUUAAAAGGCAGAAAGCUCUAUAAAUAAUUUUUUAAACAUAUUUUGUUUGCAUGUUUACAAGUCUUUAUUUAUGUACACACACACACAAAAAGAGAAAAAGAUCUUCGAUGUGCGUGUGAGAUUUCCUUACCAUCUGAUAAGUAUUUUGUGUCACCAUUAUUACAAGUCUAGAAAAAGAGAAGCUUUCAAUGUGCAUAUAUUUCCUUACAUUGUAUGUGCUAUACAUGUUUCAUCUGUUUGUGGAUAACUAUUAUCUUAUUUUGCUACAUAUAAGAAGAUUCAAGUCUACAUUGAGAAACAUGAUCGCAUUUUGAUGGGACAUCUAAUUUACCACGAGAGAAUAUUUUAUUUAAUGUAUGCUUUUCAUUUAAAAUUGCUGUCUGAUUGCUUCUUGACUUCAGUGCAUCAUGGGAAGGAAGCAGAUACACCAUAUGUCAGACUAACACCCAGGAUCAUCACCUUGUCAAUGACGCACCACCAAAACAGCUGUCAGACCCAGCUCUUGCGUUUCAGUACAGCAAACCGCAACAACAUUGACAAUCAGAUGGGACAUCCCAUCAGAGACCCCAGCAAACAAAUUGAGAAGCCAGUUGAUGAGCACUGAUAAUAAGCGAAGGAGAAUCUUUUGGGUUGACAUGUAAAAAAAUAAAACUUUUAAAUAGCCGUGAUAGCUGCAUAUUUUUAAAUAUCUCUCAAAGAGAUACAAAAUUGCAUCAAAUAGCCAGUUGCUAUUGUGAAUAGGUGCAAAAAGCACCAGGAGUUUGAAAUGGUAGCACUUAAGUGUCUUUCUUUGUGCAUAGCUUGGGUGAUCGACUUCUGAACCAAUCACAAUUGCUUUUUCUUUUUUUGCCUGCUUUAAUCUUGUUUACAUUUCAAAAUUUUCUUACUGCUUAUGUGUGACUCUAGCAGCUGAUGUGUGGCUAAUAAGGGAUAGGUGUGGACCUGUCAUGAAGAUUCUGGAGCUUUGUGAAGAAGUUCGUGUUAGGAACUUAACAUUUCUGACCAAGAACUACAGCCUUGUCAAGACCAGAAAAACUUCAGAAUAACUUACAUCUCUCUACAAGUUUGCAACCUUUCACAGUUUUUCAAGGACUGGAAUGUUUUUAAACAUUGGAGAUUAGAUCUUGUACACCCUGGGAUACAAAGCAGCAGAAGCUAGCAACAGGUUGCCAUAGAAACAGACCUGCAGAGUGGAAUAUUUCUUCAGCAUCAUGUUUGCUAGACUGGAUUGCAUUUGGUUGUUUCCAGACUUAAAAUUAUUACAGGUUUAAUCCACAUAAUCUUUAGUUUCUUAUAGCAAGAAACAUGAAGACUGAUCUUAUUGAGAAGAUUGUGUUUUUUAUUCUUGAUGACAUAAAACAAAUCCAAUCACUUAAAGCUUUGAACAAGAGGGAACUGUAUGUUAUUUUAUUAUAGUUAAUAAUUUUACGUGAACAUUGAAGUCUUUCAAACUAUGUCAUUUCUUAAUAAUUCGGGCCAAAGUACAGAUGUUUGUUUGCACUUACCCAUAUGCUGUAAGGGAGUGCAAGCUGUCAGCAUUUGACUUGUGGAGUUAGCUGGCCUGAACCAUUCUCCAUCUUGAACCGUUUUCUUCUUUUUCAGUUUCAAUUUCUCACCAGGAUUGGCGGCAGUUUAAUGAUGCUUUUUUUUUUUUUGCAUAUUUACGGCUGUUCAGAGAAUGUAUACCCAGCGUAUCACUUCAGUCUUCAUUAUAGAAUGGGCCAAUUUUUUCAAAUGAUUUUCUAACAUGAUGAUUCCAAAAUCGAGAAUAUUUUACCAACAGUUUUUAGAAUUGAAUGCAUUCUGCCAAGAUGCAGCAGUUGAGAUGUAAACUAUAACAUAGGAGGACAAAAGUCCUAGAUACAUGCACUGUAUUGGCUAGCAUGCACUGGUAUGAUGCAGGAUAAAAGCACCAUAUUGGUCACCAUGCUCCCUGCUACUUUUUAUAAAGACCAGAAGUUUGGUGUGGCCCUAUGUUAGGACAUCUGUGUGCAUCCUGAACAUCACCUGCAUCCGUCAGUGCAACAUGCGAGCCCACACCGAAUGAUAUUACCAAGUAACAUUAAUCCCAUAUGAUGCAUCUGGACUGCAGGUUGUAAAGCUUGGCUUCAUGUAUUGCCUGUCAAAGCAGCUCGGUGCCUCCGAUAACAUAAUAGUGGAUUUGUAAACAAGGUUUGUCAUGCAAGUCAGUGCUGACUGGUAAGGUGAUAAGGAAAGGCCCGAAAAUCUGCACCAUUUAGUAAUCAACUACAAAGCACUUGCAUUAGACUGGAAUAAUCUGUUUUGAUGUGCUGUUGUGUGCAAUCUUUAGUGGUGACAAGGCCAUUGUCACACAGCCAAUCAAUCCAACCAAUCUCCAAGGAAAUUACUUUCACCAAGACUUGUGUUACAGUAUUAUCAAACUGCUUUAUGCUCUACUUUAAAUGUGAUACUCCAUAGAUUUUGUGGAUUACAAAUGUAAAUGUUAAAUCAGCAUUAUCACUUGUGCAUUAAGCUUAGAGGAAAAUAAGUUUACAUUACCAAGAGUUGUCCUUUUUGGGGGAGGGGGGCAGGUAAUUUGGGAGGUGAUGCUUCUACCCAACAUCCCAGGCAGGAUUCUCCUGAGUUCAUUAAACCUGCCAUUAGUUUUGAUAAUAAGGAAACUUUACAUCAGUCCCUGUAUUUGUUUUGAAAAUAAGGAAACUUUACAUCAGUCCCUGUAUUUAUCAGGAAAUAGAUUUUUAAAAAUUCAAUGCAAAUUGCCAACAUUCACUGUAUCUACCAAAAUUCUAUGCAACCGGGUAUGAGAAUAAAAAUGUUUUGCACAUUCAA
Molecule: messenger RNA, 6906 nt
Organism: Pomacea canaliculata
Lineage: Eukaryota; Metazoa; Mollusca; Gastropoda; Architaenioglossa; Ampullariidae
Product: cytosolic carboxypeptidase-like protein 5
Exons: 19
Coding region: 181-3564 (1127 amino acids)
Biological process (GO): proteolysis
Molecular function (GO): zinc ion binding; metallocarboxypeptidase activity
Source: RefSeq, a predicted model, not a curated record